Molecule: messenger RNA, 4278 nt
Organism: Penicillium cataractarum
Lineage: Eukaryota; Fungi; Ascomycota; Eurotiomycetes; Eurotiales; Aspergillaceae
Exons: 9
Coding region: 1-4278 (1425 amino acids)
Biological process (GO): regulation of DNA-templated transcription; glucan catabolic process
Molecular function (GO): zinc ion binding; beta-glucosidase activity; DNA-binding transcription factor activity, RNA polymerase II-specific
Source: RefSeq, a predicted model, not a curated record
AUGCCCGAGACAUUCGAUAUAGAGCAUGUCCUAGCGAAUAUCAGCGACCAGGACAAGAUCGCUCUUUUAUCUGGAAUUGAUUUCUGGCACACGCAUCCUAUCCCCGAAUUCAACGUCCCCUCGAUUCGCGCCACCGACGGUCCCAAUGGUGUCCGGGGCACGAAAUUCUUUGCCGGCAUCCCCGCCGCAUGUUUGCCUUGCGGCACAGCUCUGGGCGCCACCUGGGACACGGAUCUGAUAUACCAAGCGGGGAAGCUGUUGGGUGACGAGUGCAUUGCGAAAGGGGCGCAUUGUUGGCUGGGACCAACGAUUAACAUGCAGCGUGCUCCCCUCGGUGGCCGUGGGUUCGAAUCAUUUGCAGAAGAUCCGCAUCUCUCGGGAAUUCUGGCCAAAUCAAUCAUCCUCGGAUGCGAAAGCAAAGGGAUCAUUUCCACGGUGAAGCAUUUCGUGGGCAACGAUCAGGAACAUGAACGCCGGGCGGUGGACGUCCUCGUCACCCAGCGAGCCUUGCGCGAGAUUUACCUACGACCCUUUCAGAUUGUGGCGAGAGAUGCGAAGCCCGGCGCACUCAUGACCUCGUAUAAUAAGAUCAAUGGGAAGCAUGUGGUGGAGGAUGCGCGCAUGCUCAAUCUGAUUCGCGAAGAGUGGAAAUGGAACCCGCUGGUUAUGAGCGACUGGUACGGAACCUACACAACCAUCGACUCCAUGAAUGCGGGCCUUGACCUGGAAAUGCCGGGGGUGUCCAGAUAUCGAGGAAAGUACCUCGAGUCCGCGAUGCAGGCUCGCCUGAUCAAGCAAUCGACUAUUGAUGCACGAGCGCGGAAGGUGUUGGAAUUCGUGAAGCAAGCGAGUCAGGUCCAAGUGUCAGAAGUGGAGCAAGGAAGGGAUUUCCCAGAGGAUAGAGCGUUGAAUCGCAGAAUCUGUGCAAACAGCAUCGUCCUUCUCAAGAACGAAGGCAUCUUGCCACUUCCAAGGGAGAUCAAAAAAAUCGCCCUUGUCGGAUCUCACAUGAAGACUCCCGCCAUAUCGGGGGGUGGCAGUGCGUCGCUUGAGCCAUAUUACUCUGUCUCGCUAUACGACGCCUGCAAAGAAGCCCUUCCCAACGUGGAGGCGCUCUAUGAAGCAGGCGCAUACGCCCAUAAGAUGCUGCCCGUGAUAGACCGUCUCCUGAGCAAUGCCGUCAUUCAUUUCUACAACGAGCCGAUGGGCAAGGAACGACAUCUGAUCAGCACUGAGCCUGUAUCGACGACGGCCUUCCAGUUCAUGGACUACUAUGCCCCCGGCCUCAACCGCGGGCUCUUUUGGGCCACACUGAUUGGCGACUUUAUGCCCGACGCAUCCGGGCUUUGGGACUUUGGUCUGAGUGUCUUUGGUACCGCAAAUCUCUACAUUGACGACGAGCUCGUGAUCGACAACACCACUAGCCAGACACGCGGGACGGCAUUCUUCGGCAAAGGCACGGUUGAGGAGCUGGGAUCGAAGGAAUUAGUUGCUGGGACUACAUACAAGAUUCGGAUUGAGUUCGGCUCCGCCAACACUACCACAAUGAAAACAGUGGGAAUGGUGAAUUUCGGUGGCGGCGCCGCGAAUAUGGGGGCCUGUCUACGGAUGGACCAGGAGGAAAUGAUCGAGAAUGCCGUGGAAGCUGCCGCAGAGGCCGAUUACACCAUUAUUUGCACCGGGCUCAACAAGGAUUGGGAAUCUGAAGGGUUCGAUCGCACGCAUAUGGAUCUGCCACCAGGAGUCGACCGGUUGAUCUCGAAGGUAUUGAAGGUCGCCGCAGACAAGACUGUCAUCGUCAAUCAGUCUGGUACACCCGUUACUAUGCCGUGGGCCGACCAAGCCCGCUGCAUUGUGCAGGCCUGGUACGGAGGUAACGAGACGGGUCAUGGAAUUGCCGAUGUCCUCUUCGGAGAGGUCAAUCCAUGCGCAAAGCUGCCUUUGUCGUGGCCGGUGGAUGUGAAACACAACCCGGCCUAUCUGAACUACGCCAGUGUGGGUGGCCGAGUGCUGUACGGCGAGGACAUUUAUGCCGGUUAUCGAUUCUACGAGAAGACUGGACGGGAGGUCCUCUUUCCAUUUGGUCACGGCCUAUCAUACACUACCUUUGAGGUCUCGCCGAAGGUUACCGUCGCCCCGGAGAUCUUCCACAUGGACCAUCUUACAGUUGCCACUGUACAAAUCAAAAACACGGGCAAACUGGCGGGCGCCCAGGUUCUCCAGCUGUACAUCUCUGCCCCCGAAUCCCCGACCCCGCGCCCAAGCAAGGAACUGCACGGUUUCGAGAAAGUAUUCCUACAGCCGGGGGAAGUAAAAACGGUUGAGAUCCAGCUAGACCGAUAUGCGACCAGCUUCUGGGAUGAGAUCGAGGAUAUGUGGAAGAGCGAGCAAGGGACGUAUGAAGUGUUGAUUGGAACCUCAAGCCAGGAAGUGGUGGCCCGCGGAAGCCCCCCAGCAAGGGAAGAAAUGGACACUUCGUCAACUGCACGACCUCGCAAGCAUUCUCGGGUGCUCACCGCAUGCGAUGCCUGUCGUCUCAGCAAGACUCGAUGUGAUUCGGCACGGCCAGUAUGCGCCAAAUGUAUCCAGCGGGGUGUAGCAUGCGAGUAUCCGGAGACGGAUGCCAUCUCAGUUCUAGAGACAUGGGGCGCAAGAAUCCUAGAAGCAGUAGAACGUCAAGAGCGGCUUCUAUCGGAGAGCCUGUCCUUGAACGUGGGGCCUCCUCUCUUUUCACAACAGGCGUCGCCAUCCCCAGUGGACGAAGUAGAUCCCGAGUCAAUCUCGCGCAAUGAUGCACCCAAGACGCCUAUCACCGGGUCGGACAUGAUUCUCAGCUGGCCUAUCUUUCCGAAAGAGAAGCCUGUGUCGACUUUUCCCAUGGCAGCGUAUUCCGAGAAGCCAGAUCGCUUUCAAACGGCUCUACCAAGCUUAGAUCCGCAAAGGCUCCUCGAACUGCGCGAGAUUUUCAUGACCAAGAUCUGGACCAAGAACCCGAUCGUUGACCGGGACCAACUAGACUCGUAUAUCGCUCGAGUGCUGGAAAAUGGCAUUGACUGGUCCGCCUCGUCGUGCUUGGUGCUACUUAUCUUUGCGCUUGCGGCCAUCUGGGGGAAUUAUCCCGACGACGAAACCCGCGAGGUUUCAUACAAUGAACCAUCGUUCAGUCCACCGAUCACUUACGUGACAAUGUCGGUUCCGGAGCACCGAAUGAAGGAAUCGUUGACCUUCCUCUCCAUGGCGCGUAAGCGCAUCUCCACUGCGUAUCUCGACGAUACCUUGCUGGGAGUACAGUGUCUCUGUCUAUUCGGAAUUUGGUAUCAGUAUAACAUCGAGCCAAUUCCGGGCUGGAAAAUGUUUCGAACGGCAUCCAUGCUAUGGCAAACGUAUCGUUUGAAGCACCGCGAGGGAAAGGCGAUCAGAAGUGCACAGGAAGAGAGUCUGGAGCAGCGACUAUAUUGGACAUGCUUAAAGUCCGAAUGUGAGGUUCGAUAUGAACUGACAGAUCUCCCGCCUUGCGACCUCAGCCUCUCCGACUUUCCUUAUUCUCUCCCAAGUUUCCCCACGAGACAACCGUCCCACGACAGCCCUGGGUGGAUGUUUUCCAAUCCCUCGUCCACAGACCUUGAAGCAGCAUCUUCCUACUAUUACCUGGCCGAGAUCUUCUUGCGCAGGCUUCUCAACCGGGCCCGCAAUGCAGUCCGUGUGCUCUCCCCGGGUAUCGACCUGCCGACCAUCAAGGUUCUGGCAGAAACUCUGACGCAGCUGGAAGGUCAACUCCAGCAGUGGGUAGACUGUCUCCCACCUACACUCCGGUUCAACAUGCCUCUCGAAUCCGCCCCUGGACCGAAGGAGGGUGAGCUCAUGAAGCUAAGUCGUGAACGAUACGUCGAGGUGCGCGAACUGCUUUGCCGCGCGUAUUUAUACCUGUGUAUUCAUGUACCACUCGACCCCGGGAUGGCAGCGCUGUAUGGGGUCAAAGCGAGCGAGGCGCUACGGUUGGCAAUUUAUCGCAUCCAGACCGAGGUGCCAUUCUUCCGGCAUCCAGGGUCAUGGGGAGCAUGUCGAGUCCGUUUCAACCAUGCGCUUUGCCUGAUUGCGGGAUUUCGCGCCAAGUUGACGCAGCGCCCCUCGGCUGAAUAUGUGAGUAUUCCUCCUGACUGGGCGGACUGUGUGCGAGUGGUCAUUGAGCGAUUAAAGGUUUGGGGCGAGGAGGGCGGAGGGAUCAAGGAGUUGAGUGUGCUGUUGGAGUGGUUGAUGCAUGGUAGCUUGGAAAUGUAG